Bactrocera oleae (olive fruit fly) is the source of this 1430-nucleotide messenger RNA. RefSeq names its product Spt7 (gene Spt7). The record is from RefSeq and is a predicted model, not a curated record. Gene Ontology annotation, cellular component: SAGA complex. Gene Ontology annotation, molecular function: transcription coactivator activity. NCBI's taxonomy places the organism in Eukaryota, Metazoa, Arthropoda, Insecta, Diptera, Tephritidae.
GGACUCUUUUUGCUAGUGUGAAUGCACAGAGUGACACCAAAAGAGAAUUAGCCAAAAAGCCCACUAAGGGUGUUUGUUGUGUUAUUAAUUUUAUUCUUAACAUUCAUUUUUACUUAAAUAUAAAACAAAAAUAUAAUAAUUCCCAUAAAAACUGUACAAAACUGUACAAAACUGUUAAAAAAUUAUUAGGAGUAAUGAACAAAUUAUUAAAAAAACUAUUGUGAACGACUUAAUUACAAGAAGGGAAAGAACGUCAUUUGUUUUGUUAUUAUUUUGUUGUUUAAUAGUAGUUAUAUAUUGAAGCGAGUGAAACAAAUAAAUUAAAAAGUUAUUUAAACAUGCCGCGACAACUUUGGGGUAAAAUGAAAGAAACAUCGGUAAGGGAAAAUGAAACCGAAAAAAUGGUGCCUGUAGCAGCAAAACGCACAAAACUCGAAGAAAUGCAGGAGAAAUUACCGUCCAUCACAAACAAAAGUGUGGAACUGCAGGUGAAAAAUCCCUUAGUUACACAAACAAUAGAAGUUAUGAAGCAAACAGAAAUGUUGCAAUCGCUUAUUGACACCUAUUCCAACAAAUCGGGCACAUCGAAUUAUUUGCUAAAUCCUUGUCAAAUGAUACCUGAGGUUGACUUCCCACCUGAAAAUGCUGCAGAUUUUAUCAAUGAUGAUAAAUUUGCUAAGCCAAUAUGGUUUAUACCGCCAAUUGAAAGCAAUUUUGCGCGCGGUGUGCCACAGGAAUAUCCUCAAAUAAACCCCAAAAUAUGCCGUGCUGCUUUACGAAAGGCAGUUUGUGGACAACUUCGUGUAUGUGGUUUCACAGAUAUUUCUGAAUCGGCCUUAGUGCUAUUCGCUGAUGCAGCGCAAGAAUUUAUGCGUAACUUUAUGCAACGGAUACGCGAAGUACACGCUAAUAAUCCACAAAUUGAAAUGGAGAAUGAGGUUGAAGUGAAAAGCCUAGAAAAGGCUUACUAUUCUUUGACAAAUGCGUCGUUAACAAAUGUGCAUAAUUAUUUUAAACAUCAAUUGGUCGCACGAAAUCGUAGUGAAAUUGCAGAAUUCAAUGGUGUACUUCAAGAGUAUGAUAAACUAAUGAAGGAGAGUCAAAGUAUGCAAAAGGAAGAAUUUCAAGAAGGCGAUUUCCUAAAUAUACUUGAAAUGCCGGCAUCUAAUGAUCAUAAUGUCGGCGUUUUGAGUAGCGGCAUGCAGGACAUCUCCAAUUCUGGAGGUGUUAGUGCACAAAGUGGUGUUGGAGUACUAAGCAUGCUAGAGGGUCAGUCACACAUGUCUGUACAGCACACAGGAUAUACCGGUAGCACAAUGGAUUUGUAAAUAACUAUUAAGUAAAUACUUAGGCAUUUAGUAAUUAGUCUUUUAAAGUUUAUUUCUCCUAAUUAAAGAAGAUAGAUAUAAAUUAUACUAAUCUUAAAUUUA